GCUCCGCUCCCCGAAUGACGACAGAGGAGGCGUGCGUUAGUGACGUCAGUUGCCCUGCCGCUCAUUCGUCGAGAAACUUCACGCCUCUCACGUGACGCAUUUUCGUAGAAAUUCUUUUAUCCUUCUUCCUUCGUCGACACCCGAAAUCACCGAGUGUCGGCUCGUAGUGUUUUCUUUUGCUCUCUCUUUUUUUUUUUUUUUUUUUUUAUUGCUACUUCGACGGUUUUGUUUACAUUUUUUUUUUACCUCUGUAAGAAGCAAUCGAGAGUGAACGUUGAGCAACGCUGCUGCGACAAAAUAGGUGGAAAAGAAAUAAAGCCAGCGGGCAGAUUAAUGCGCAGCUUGUGUGCACACUGACGGCAAGGCUACUGUGCGAGUGAAGACGCUCGGCUCUACGUCGGUCAUGGCAACGGUGACAGUGACCAUGAGCGGCCCCCUCCUCGCCACCCUCGUGUACGAGCAUUGCAACAGCCCGGGCGAUCAGGAGGGCUUCUUGUUGGGAGAAAUCACCAGCCGCAUCACGGACACUAUCAGCGAUGCCCAGCUACACAGCGAGAGGGAGGAGACUAACCUCAAAAUCUGCUCAAUCAUACCAUGCGACCUGUUCGAGUUCUACGACAAGAGGUGCCACCUUAUUGUGGAUAAGCUGGCGGCUCUUCUGCGAGACAAGCAAAAGGAAGUGGUGGGCUGGUACCGGUUUCGGCGAAACAGCAUCCUCCAGGCCUCCCUGCGAGAGCAGGUGCUACAUGAGCGGCUUGUGCAGCGCCUAGGCCAGGGUUUUGGUCACUACUUCCUUCUGGCCCUCUUCCGAGGCUGCACCUCGUCCAACGACUCCACCCAUGCCAUGGAGCACGUAUUUUUGCGCUCGACCGACUCGGCUUUCAAGCAUUACUCUGCCGUACCUCUGCGAAUUGUGAACUUGGGGGAACCAGGACAUUCGGACUAUCGCAUGUACCCUGGCUCUGCAGCCAGUAUCCAUCAGGGGGCAUUCUGCGAAGUGCUCAACUCUCUUGCACCCACAGAUGUGUCCGUUGAAAUGGUCUGCCACAUGCACAAUCUGCAUGGAUUGCUCCAUCGUAAACUGAGGGAAUUGCAAAACAGCGUUGCGGAUUCGGAGGAAAAUGUGGCCACAUUUGCAGAUGACGUUGCUCAGCUACGGGAGAAGUAUGCUGCCAUGAAGAAAGUUCUCGAGUCAUCAGCAUGUAACACAAGUGGCAUUGGAUCAACUUCCAAGUAACAGCAGUUUCAAGAGGUGUAGAAGGAGGUGCAUGCCUGUUUUACAUAUAUGAAUGCAAGUAGGAUUUUUUGGGAGCCUUUUCAAAAACAGUUCAAACAAGUGUGCAAAAGUUGGGCAUUUGAAUUUCCACUCAUGCUGUUGCUAAUAAACUUCUUAUCAUA
Messenger RNA from Ixodes scapularis (black-legged tick), 1398 nucleotides. RefSeq names its product BRISC complex subunit Abraxas 2. Gene Ontology annotation, biological process: protein K63-linked deubiquitination; mitotic spindle assembly; attachment of spindle microtubules to kinetochore. Gene Ontology annotation, molecular function: polyubiquitin modification-dependent protein binding; microtubule binding. The record is from RefSeq and is a predicted model, not a curated record. The transcript has 9 exons. NCBI's taxonomy places the organism in Eukaryota, Metazoa, Arthropoda, Arachnida, Ixodida, Ixodidae. Gene Ontology annotation, cellular component: nucleus. The coding region runs from base 404 to 1237 and encodes 277 amino acids.